AUGGACAAGUCGAACUCUGCUGUCAACAACAAAGAGCGAAAUUGUCGGCAACAAGCUUCCCGGAAGUGCACGACAUGCAGAGCCAUUGUCCAUGACGACCACCGUUGGAACCUGCUCUUCUCCUCAUCACCCUCAAAGUACGCCCUGAAGCCUGCUUUUGCUUUUGGCGUCGUCGUCGUCGUUGUUGUCGUCGUUGCCCCGCCCCGUCGUACUACCGGUAACAGACAGCCAAGGUACAUGACCCAACCCUGCGCAUCGGCCGUUGCUGUGGUAAACAACUGCGGUGCACCCGAACCUUGUCCACGCUUAAUCGCAUCUACCCAGGGUAUCAAAACCCACCUGAAACCGACGUCCUUGAACCCGGCCUCUUGCCUCGCAACAUCCCAGAUCAAGCAGCGAUACAUCAUACAACCCGUCCCAGCUGUGUAUUGGCCUGCCAUCUCCUACCCUGCCCGCGCAUUUGGAUUGCCGACUCAGCCAUUACCACACCAUGUCCUACAACCGGCUGGACACUUUGCAUUCAAAGGCUCCCCGCCCAACCCUUACGACAACGACAUGGACCCGAGACGGCCUGGCCCAGGGCGGACGCCUUCUCCCGGGCAGCCUCUGCGCGGCUAUCAACUCGAAGACCGCUAUGCGUCGCCCGCACCGCCACCUAGUGGCAUUCUCGAGAUUCCCAUGGGCCCAAACCCGGCAGCAGCUUCAGGCGACAGGCUCCCCCUACAGCCCAGUUACUCUGUGGAGAACAUUCCCUACACUGCAGGCAACUACCACGAUGACUACGACCCACGACCGCAACGACACGACAGCGAUUACUCACUCGACCCUCAAGCGCAUCAUGACCAGUACUACAAUCAGCCUUAUGACCCAUCACCAAACGAGGGAAACGCGCAGCACGGGUACGGCACACAGCCAACACACUAUUGGCAAGAUGAGGAUAUGAACAGGCCAAUGAUCCAAGGUCAAAAUUCAUAUGGCCCAGAUCCACACCAGGACCAUGGAGAAGAAGACAUGGACCCAGAAAAUCCCUUUUCCGACGAGCCAGCGCCCACACCGAGCCCAGCGCCAAUCAAAAGAUGGAAGACUGUAAAGGAAGUUCAGCUGUUCAAAGGCAACCUGGUGCUGGAUUGUCCCAUUCCACCCCGACUACUCAACCAAGUUCCACAUGCACAGCCCCCGGAGCGUGACGAGUUUACCCACAUGCGAUACUCCGCCGCCACAUGCGAUCCCGCAGACUUUGAUGCGGAUCGCUUCACAUUGCGUCAGAAGCUUUUUGCGAAGCCUCGGCAUACGGAGCUUUUCAUCGUAGUCACCAUGUACAACGAAGAAGAUGAGCUGUUUGCGCGUACCAUGAUGGGUGUAAUUAAGAAUAUCGAGUAUAUGAAUUCGCGAACCAAUAGUAAGACGUGGGGCAAGGACGCGUGGAAGAAGAUCGUGGUUUGCGUCGUCAGCGAUGGGCGUGCCAAGAUCAACCCUCGGACAAGGGCUGUGCUAGCUGCACUCGGUGUCUAUCAAGAUGGCAUUGCCAAGCAGCAGGUGAACGGCAAGGAUGUAACGGCCCAUAUUUAUGAGUACACCACGCAGAUGACCCUCGAUAUCAAAAAGGGUGUUGUUGGUGUCAAGAAGGGCAACACCCCAGUGCAGAUGCUCUUCUGUCUGAAGGAGAAGAAUCAGAAGAAGAUCAACUCACAUCGAUGGUUUUUCCAGGCUUUCGGCACUGUCCUCGAUCCCAACAUUUGCGUGCUCAUUGAUGCUGGUACCAAGCCCGGAAAAGACUCCAUCUAUCAACUCUGGAAGGCUUUCGAUCUAGAGCCCAUGUGCGCUGGUGCCUGUGGUGAGAUCAAGGCUAUGCUUGUGCGGGGAAAGAAGCUGCUGAACCCUUUGGUCGCCACACAAAAUUUCGAGUACAAGAUGAGUAAUAUCCUGGAUAAACCUCUCGAAUCAGCAUUCGGUUUCAUCACUGUGCUUCCCGGCGCCUUCUCCGCAUAUCGCUAUGUGGCACUGCAAAACGACAAAACUGGCCAAGGUCCCCUCGAGAAGUACUUUGCAGGCGAGAAGAUGCACGGAGCGAAUGCUGGCAUCUUCACAGCCAACAUGUAUCUCGCUGAAGAUCGUAUCCUGUGUUUUGAACUGGUAUCCAAGCGAAACUGCCACUGGAUCUUGCAAUACGUCAAGUCUGCAACGGGCGAGACGGAUGUUCCAACAACCAUGUCGGAAUUCAUCAGUCAACGUCGUCGCUGGCUUAACGGUUCCUUCUUCGCUGCUGUCUAUGCCCUGGCCCAUUCUUUCGACAUUUUCCGCAGCGACCACUCGUUCAUGCGGAAGAUGAUGUUUCUCGUCGAAUUUACUUACCAAACGAUCAGCAUGCUGUUCGCAUGGUUUGCUCUUGGUAACUUCUUCUUAGUUUUCCGCAUUCUCACGGCUUCAUUACAAAAUGAGCUUGGUACUACCGGAAAGGUGUUGUUUAUCAUCUUCGAAUGGUUAUACAUCGCGGUCUUGAUCAGUUGUUUCAUCUUGGCUCUUGGAAAUCGACCCCAGGGUUCGAAUAAGUGGUAUAUGUCCAUGGUGUACUUCUGGUGUGUCAUCAUGGCCUACCUCAUGUUUGCAUCCGUCUUCAUCGCGGUGAAGUCUGUCCAGAAGCAGGUCCGCGAGAAUCAAGGCUUUGAAUUCGCAGACCUGUUCAGGGAUAGGAUCUUUGCUACGAUGAUUAUUUCGCUACUGUCUACCUAUGUCAUGUGGCUGCUAGUCUCGAUCAUCUUCCUGGAUCCCUGGCACAUGUUUACCUCUUUCUUUCAAUAUCUUCUCAUGACGCCAACCUACAUCAACAUUCUAAACGUCUACGCCUUUUGUAAUACGCACGACAUCACAUGGGGCACAAAGGGUGACGACAAGCCUGAGAAGCUGCCUUCAGUCGUUACCAAGGCCGAUGGUAAGGCCGAUAUCCAAGCUCCAACAGAUGACGCCGAUCUCAACACGCAGUACGAAACCGAGCUCCGCGUCUUCAGCUCCAAGUGGAAAGAAGACAAGAAGGUUCCCUCGGCCGGUGAAAAGCAAGAAGACUAUUACCGUGGAUUCCGCUCUGGUGUCGUCUUAUUCUGGAUGUUCUGCAAUCUUGGUCUCACGGCUCUAGUCCUUCAAUCAGGUGGCCUGGAGCUUACCGUCAGCAAUCCAGAUGAGGCGCAGAAGAAGCAGACCGAAACAGCAACGAUAUACCUUGCGGUUGUGUUGUACAGUGUUGCUGGUUUAGCAGCAUUUAGAUUCGUGGGAGCCAUGUGGUUCUUGGUUGUGAGGAUGUUCCGUGGCGUGUGA
Messenger RNA from Plenodomus lingam JN3, 3309 nucleotides. The record is from RefSeq and is a predicted model, not a curated record. Lineage: Eukaryota; Fungi; Ascomycota; Dothideomycetes; Pleosporales; Leptosphaeriaceae.